CAAAUCUCAACGUCAGUUAGCAACAAACUCAGAAAGACGAUUUGGUGAAUGUAGAUAAGUUUUAAUAUUCAUAAAGUCUCAAUACCAAUCUAAUAUUUGUUGAAUUCAACGAAACAAAUACUGAAUAAUUGUCCAAAUAUGGGAAAGAAGGUUAAAAAGGAUGAAAAGGCUCCCCCAGAGGAUGUGUUUGAUACAUUAUUGGUAGAGAGUCGACAAGCAGCAACUGUAGUAUUAAUGUUAAGUAGUCCUGAAGAAGAUGUUCAAGCAAAAGCCUGUGAAGCCAUUUAUAAAUUUGUUGAUAAAUGUGAUGAAAAUAAAAAGACUUUGAUGGAUUUAGGAGCAAUUGAAGCAUUAUUGAAACUAAUGGCAGGUGAAGAUAGAAUCUCUAGAAGAAAUGCCUGUAUGGCUCUAAGUACUAUGUGUGCUAAUUCUGAUGUAAGGAAAUAUUUAAGAAAGAGAGAAGAAUCUAUACCAACACUUGUUGCUCUGUUAUCUCCAGAGGAAGAUGCAGUUGUUCAUGAAUUUGCUGCCUUGGGGUUAUCUGCCCUUGCUCAAGAGUUUACCAGUAAAGUGGCAAUAAAUGAGAGUAAUGGACUUGAACCACUAGUUAGAUGUCUGUCCUCUAAUGAUCCUGAUGUUCAGAAAAAUGCUGUUGAAGCUAUUGCUCAAUUAAUGUUAGAUUACCAAACUCGGUCUAACAUUAGAGAUUUUGAUGGAUUAGCUCCUAUGUUAGAAUUAUUGAAGUCAGAGUAUGCUAUCAUCCAAAAGUUGGCUCUGUUGGCCUUA
Lottia gigantea (owl limpet) is the source of this 786-nucleotide messenger RNA. RefSeq lists its product as hypothetical. Gene Ontology annotation, molecular function: protein binding. The transcript is spliced from 6 exons. The record is from RefSeq and is a predicted model, not a curated record. The annotation marks the transcript as partial. Lineage: Eukaryota; Metazoa; Mollusca; Gastropoda; Lottiidae.